AUGCAGGAGCGCACCGAGAUUGUAGAUUUCCCGCACGUGUAUUAUGUGGGCAGCGGCAAGCCGCGUGGAAACGGACGCAGCACGUUUAGCUACGACGACGAGCGCGGCGACUACAUAGUUAUCCCGCACGACCACCUGAUUUACCGCUACGAGCUGCUGGAUGUGCUGGGCAAAGGGUCGUUCGGGCAGGUGCAGCGGGCGCGCGACCACAAAACAGGCGACAUUGUCGCAAUCAAGAUUAUUCGCAACCGCAAGCGGUUCCACCACCAGGCGCAGGUCGAGGUCAAGCUGCUCGAGUGCCUGCGGCGGUGGGACCCGACGGGUGCUCACAACAUUCUGCAGAUGACCGACAGCUUCAACUUCCGCAACCACCUGUGCAUUGCGCCGCUGCUCCGGCACCUGUCGAUUCAGAUGAUUCAGUCUCUGCAGCUGCUGGCGCGGCACAAGAUCAUCCACGCGGAUCUGAAGCCGGAGAACAUUCUGCUGGCGCACCCGCCGCCGAUGCCCCUGCGCAGGGCAGCACCUGCCGGGGCUGCAGCGCCACCGCCGCAUCCGCUGGCGAAUCCGCAGCUCAGCGUGGACAUGCAGCGCGGAAUCUACAAGAUCAAGGUCAUCGACCUGGGAUCCAGCUGCUUCGAGAUGGAGCGCGUGUACACAUACAUCCAGUCGCGGUUCUACCGAGCGCCCGAGGUCAUUCUGGGCCUGCAGUAUGGCACAGGCAUCGACAUGUGGUCGCUUGGGUGUAUUGUCGCCGAGCUGCUGACUGGGUAUCCGCUGUUUCCUGGCGAGAACGAGCGCGAGCAGCUGGCAUGUAUCAUCGAGGUGCUUGGGCCGCCACCUGCUUACAUGAUCGAGCAGGCGCCGCGGUGCUCCGACUUUGCCGAGCCGCCAUACACAAACUCAAAGGGCAAGCGGCGGCGGCCAGGGUCCCGGCCUCUGGUCCAGGUGCUGGCACGUGCGCGUGACCCGCGGCUGGUGGAUUUUGUGAUGCGGGCGCUGGCAUGGGACCCGGCGGUGCGCAUGAUGCCCGACGAGGCGCUGCGCCCAGGACGUGGCAGCCGUCAGGUUUCUUUCUCCGGUCGCUAA
Linderina pennispora is the source of this 1086-nucleotide messenger RNA. RefSeq names its product kinase-like protein. Gene Ontology annotation, molecular function: protein serine/threonine kinase activity; ATP binding. Bases 1 to 1086 code for a protein of 361 amino acids. The record is from RefSeq and is a predicted model, not a curated record. Lineage: Eukaryota; Fungi; Kickxellomycota; Kickxellomycetes; Kickxellales; Kickxellaceae. The transcript is spliced from 4 exons. Gene Ontology annotation, biological process: peptidyl-serine phosphorylation; peptidyl-threonine phosphorylation.